Dromiciops gliroides (monito del monte) is the source of this 5059-nucleotide messenger RNA. RefSeq names its product sosondowah ankyrin repeat domain family member C (gene SOWAHC). Lineage: Eukaryota; Metazoa; Chordata; Mammalia; Microbiotheria; Microbiotheriidae. The transcript has a single exon. The record is from RefSeq and is a predicted model, not a curated record. Bases 269 to 2116 code for a protein of 615 amino acids. Gene Ontology annotation, molecular function: protein binding.
GCCGCAGACAUCGCGGCGUCCGUCUGUCCGACCGGGGGCCAGCCUCGCCGAACGCAGGAGCGGACUUUCGUGAUCUCUCGGCGCCGACCGGCGGGCGAGGGGCCGCCGUCCAUCUCCGCCAGCUCCUGCAGGAUCUGAGCCACCGCCCCCUUUUCUCCAGGAGGUUCCCCUCGCCAAGCCGCCCUUCCCGCCUGCGAUGGGGCCGGGCUGAGCCGCCUCCCGCCCCACUGUCCCUUUGCAAGGGAGAAAGGAGGAGGGGAGGAGAGGGAUGGAAGAGCUCGGGCAGGAGGCGGUACUGCUCUUCCUCACCCAAAGAGGGGGCCGAGCCCGCAACGCGGAGCUAGUGGAGCAUUUCAGGGGAGCCCUGGGCGGCGAGCCCGAGCAGCGAGCCCGGGCCCGGGAGCGCUUCAAGCAGCUGGUGAACGCUGUGGCCACGGUCCGAACCGAUCCCGCUGACGGGACCAAGUACGUGUACCUGAAGAAGAAGUUCAGCGGUGGCGGUCCGCCUCCCGCGGUCCCCAUAGGGGCCUCGGCCGUCCGGGUCCCCGAGGGCGGCGAGCCCGGGGCGGGCAGUGAGCAUCAUCCCGCACCUCCGGCCGAGCCGGCGGACUUGGGAAACGAGGAUGCGCGGAGCCCCCCAGCCUCCCCCGGAAGUAGGGAGCCCGACUCCGUGUUGCAGGAAGAACCACCCCGGUUCCCACCACCGACGGCUAUCCAGAUAGUGCCCAGCAUCUCGGUGACCGAAGCACCCGAGCUCGAGAAGGCCCCGGGCCCUUUGGACAGCGCUAACUCGGCUACCUCCAAUGGGCCUGAGUCACCGGAGGGAAGCGCUCCUCCCUCCACCGGGGACCACCCGCUCGCAGAGAGCACCCCUGAGGAGAGUGGACAGUCUGCGGACCAGGAAUCGCUUCCGCAGCUCAUCUCCGGUGAAAGCAGCAGGAAUGAAUUGCCGAGAUUGGGACAGGUGCAGCCCCUGGGCAUCGGGGCGCGGAGGAAGAACUCCAGACGCAACGUACCUCUGCUCCGGGGGCUGCCGCAGGCUUCCUGCGGUGGGGAGGAGUCCGAGCCUCUCCCCAGAAGCUGCGAGGAGGGCGACGUCUGCGGCUCCCCAGGAGGAGUCAGUACUCCGAGACCUGGCCGCAAGAACCUGCUGGACAUGAUGAUAGGUAGCUCCCCGCAGCUUAAGAGGAGCUUCUUUGUUGGGGGAAACAGUCCUGGGGGCUCUUCGGGAGGGGGUCGUGCCACCAGAGGUGGCGGAGACUCGGACACCGCUUCUCUGGCUUCGUCCUCUACCGAGGAGGAAGGAAGCGCAGCCGGGUCGGUGGCCUUGGACCCUCUGGAACAUGCCUGGAUGCUUUCUGCCUCGGACGGUAAAUGGGACAGCUUGGAGGGACUGCUCACUUGCGAACCCGGUUUACUGGCCAAGCGUGAUUUCAUUACCGGCUUCACCUGCCUUCACUGGGCCGCCAAGCACGGAAAGCAGGAACUCCUGGCCAUGCUGGUCAACUUUGCCAACAAGCACCAGUUACCGGUGAACAUCAACGCCAGGACCAGCGCGGGCUAUACAGCUCUGCACCUAGCAGCGAUGCACGGACAUGUGGAGGUGGUAAAGUUGUUGGUGGGGGCCUACGACGCAGACGUAGACAUUAGAGAUUACAGCGGGAAAAAGGCCUCGCAGUACCUGAGCCAGAGCAUCGCAGAAGAGAUCAAGAACUUGGUGGGGGCCCUGGAAGAUGAUGGAGAGAGCACUUCGGAAAGUGGGGGUGGUCGCUGGAAGCUCUCUAAAGUGCUCCCUUCACAUCUUAUCACAUAUAAACUUUCUCACGUACUGGAGGAUAUGGGCGAUCACCAACACCACCACCACUCCUUGGCUGAUGGGUCAGCUGGGGGCAAGUCAGUGAGUCGCAAAGCAGCAGGUGGCAGCGGCAGCAGCAACAACAGCAGCAGCAGAAUGAGACCCAGACUCAACAAAAUCCGGUUCCGAACACAGAUCAUUCACAGCACUCCCUCUUUCAGGGACCCCGAACGACCACUAUCAGAGGAGGAAAGGCCCCUUAAAACCAGCUCCUCCACAUCCUCCUUCAAACUGAGACCGAAGUCCAAUGUAUUUGGGUAAAAUUUAUUUUGGGCACAAUUUAUAGUAUGUGCCCUCUGGCAUAGGAAUUUGGGGUGUCAAACAGAAUUAGGAAUACGCAUAGGAAGGGGGAGGGGAAAGAUUAAGGAAAAUAAACUCCACGUUCUGUACUUGGGAAAGGAAGGAGAGGGAAAGAGGUCAUGCGUUCCUUUUGGUAAACCCAUGUAUAAACAAACUACCGGGUUAGACUUUUAAAUCUCUCCGUAAAUGGCUGAUUCUCUACAAACACUGGCUUAUUUUGGGCGAGGUGUAUCAAGGCCAACAGAUUCCUUCCCCUUAGAAUUCUUUUUUUUCUAGAUCUCGGAUUUUCAGGAUCUAGACAGGAAUUUAAAGUGGGAUGGACAACUUUUUUAUGUUACCUUUUACUGUUACUGGGCUGUAUGCAUAAAUACAUCGUUUUUCAUACAUCAGUUUAAAUAUCGCUGCUUUCAUAGGAACAAGAUAUGCCGUUUGUAAUGAAACUUGUAUGUGCUGUAAUGUGUGUUCUGUAAAUGUAUUUGCUGUUGGGGUACUAUUACUACUGAAUGUAUAGUCAGCAGAAUGCAAAAGCACUGAUAAGGAAUGUGAGUGAAAAUGGGAGUCUUCAGUAGCAGUUUAACUAUUUUAAAAAUAAUUUCAGUUUAUAGUCACUGUGAACUCAAAUGUUAAGUAACAUUUAUUUUUGAGUUAUUAAUCUGUGGUACAUUCCAUCUAACUAUACAACAGCACUGCACUUAGCACGAGGGUACAUCAUUAGUAACUUCAUCCAGCAGACCUAGAACACUCUUAGCACCCAAUCAUGCUGUAAAUUAAUAGUUCUUUAGUCAGACCUAAAUCAGUUUAAGUAUUAAAUAUUCCUAGUCAUUACUUUUUAAAUUGGUUAAUAAUCUAGGGGUCAUUUAACCAUUGGCCUUGCUUUUUUUGAACCUAUUUCAUGGUGCUUGGAGCAGAAAUGCUUAAAGAAAUAAUUUCCAAUUUUAGAUGCUUAACUAGAAUUGGCAAUCCACUAGCAUGAGGCUGUGAAGUAACUACUAAUUUAGACUACUAAAUUAUUAUUAAAUAAUUCCCACUUAAGGUACAAUUCAUUUUUUUACAAUUAGAACUAUCUUAUAUUUGUGCUCUGAAGUAAUGUUCUGCACAUUUUAAGAUCUUAGUCUAAACCUAAGCCCAUUGGCUAACCUUAACAGCUUUCUUGAAGUUAAUAGAUAUGUAUACUAAAGGAAGAUGUCAAUUAAAAGCCAGGUGGUGAAUCUUCCAAGUUUAAAAAUGGCACUUUCCCUUCAAGAAGUAAGAUUCAAGGCUGGUCCUAUAUCUUGAAUGCUGCUGGUUGUCCAGUCCCUUUGUACAUAAAAUUAAAAUAAUGCCAAUAAAAAUCCAAGACUUUAAAGUGUGGUUCCCAAUUACAUUUCAUAUGUAUAUAUAGAUAUAGAUAAAAGUGAAUGGCUUUAUAUUUCAUUUUAAAAUCUAGCUCAAAAGCAUAUCAAGGCCUCUCACACUGAAUUAGAACAAAUUCUAAGAGCUAGUCCAAGCAGAUCUGCUCUAUCAAUUCUCAUAUACAUACCAUUUCUGGUACUCUGUUGCAAAGUUACAAAGCACCUACCUACACUGGUAGAGAUAAUGAGGGUAAGGGAACUUCCCCUUAAAUUACCGGUUUAACCACUGCAUAGUUUGCACAGAGCCACUGCAUUUAGAUUUCUAUAUUUCAACAUACAGAAAUUAGCAACAACUUGAUGUCAUGUCUUUCAUUAGAUGAGGAAUGUUACUUGCAUAAAGACAUAUGAAAAAUUACCCUUUAAAAAAUGUAAGCUAUAUUCCUUGGUGCCUUUACUUUUUUUUUUUGUUUGCUGUUAUAAAAAUGGGGCAUAUCAAUGCUUAAAAAGCACUUUUUAUUCACACGGAUGGGUCAAGAGCUGAUCUGUAAUCUUGUGCAAGGAAAAAAAUUGAUUUCUUAUUCCAAGAAAACUCAUUUGUUCUAUACCAUCUGUAUAACUUUUAAGGAAAACAUCAGUUAAGCGAAGCUUAACACAAAAUAAAGUAUAAAUUCCUAGCUCUCAAGUUGCAUUAAAACUAUAAGCUAUGGAACAAGAUUUAUCUUGACUGAAACUUUUAACCUUCUAAUUACUAAUGUAAAGAUUGGCAUAGUCUAAGCAUUCCUAUUUUGAAAUAAUAAAUAUAAUUCAAUAAUAUUUUGAUUAGAAUACAAAUAGUUGAAUGUACUAUUGAACAAUCAAAAUACUAAACUAUUAAAUAGGAGUGGUACCUAGUUGAACAGAAUAUUUUUUUGAAGAAUUUUGUGAGUUUAAUAUUCCAAUUCUUUGUAGAUCUAAUAGUUUGUAUAUAUCUUGCUUUUACCUCCCUCUCCCACCAAAGUAUUUGUUUUGGUAUACACAUCAACAUAUAUUAGUACAUUUUCAAAAAUCAUUCCACUUAGGAGCUACUUUACAAUCUACCUAAUCAUAAUGUGCUUGUGUACUAUGAAAUUUUUAGCAUAUAUUUCAUUUUUGACACUUUACAUUUCCUCUUGGUUAUUUUUAAAAUUCCAAAUCAAGAGAAUAUGAAAGCAAAUUAUUUGUAUUCACCUGAAAUUCAUAAAGUUUUGCCUAUUAAUGGAUAUGUAUAUUGGAUACUUCAAAAGAUGUUUAUUCAAAAACUGUGAAAGAAAAAAACUGAAUUCGUGUUUAUGUGUCAUAGGUACACUUGAAACUAUUGAAUGUGUAUUAAUUCUGUUAACUUUUGAUGGUAUGUGUACUGCAGCUAGCCUGUAUAACUUGAAAAUUUGAUACCAUUUUAUUGUGUCUUAUGCCUAAAAACUUGGGGGCCAGGAUGCCUUGUCUUUUUAUAUGUAUAUAUAUAUAUAUAUAUAUAGUAAAGGUUUGGGAGUCUGAGAGUUUAAUUUGUGUGUAAGAACUUGCCAAAAUAAAAAUUCCCCUCUAGAGUUUUGCUCAA